Helobdella robusta is the source of this 864-nucleotide messenger RNA. RefSeq lists its product as hypothetical. The coding region runs from base 1 to 864 and encodes 287 amino acids. NCBI's taxonomy places the organism in Eukaryota, Metazoa, Annelida, Clitellata, Rhynchobdellida, Glossiphoniidae. The record is from RefSeq and is a predicted model, not a curated record. The transcript is spliced from 3 exons.
AUGACAAACAAGGAGGGACAAAAGAAAAAUGAGAAACCAGCAACAACCCAACAAACAACAAACAAACUGGAAAAAAAAGCUAUGAAAAUAAUCGGUAAAAAAGUUUCAAAUGAUUGCAAACUGAAGGCAGAUAAAAUUUUAAUGAAAAAAUUUGUGUUCUGUUUAAGCAACGUCAGCAAGUGCCACAGAAAUGAUGUGAUGGCCUACCUAACCGACAAUGGUAUCCAUGUUGUUUCCUGUUACUCCGUACUCAAACAAUUCAAUAAAAUGGCACCAGCUUCUACAGCCGACGUCAAUAACAAUAAUAAUAGUCAAACUGAAAAUAAAAAAACAGAUGAAGAAGAAUACAGUACGUUUAGACUUUGCAUCGAUAGAUCUGAUUCUAAGAAAAUGAAAGACCCUGACAUAAUGCCCCAGCACAUUAUAGUAAGCGGGUGGCAAUUCAAUAAGAAACCAGAAACAAUUGUCGAUCAAAAAAAGAUGGAUAAACAACAUGUUGAUAAUGAUGAUGACAGCAGUGAUGAUGAAGAAAAAGACAAUUUAAACCCCAAGCAAACUACAUGUAAAAGGUAUGACAAUUUUAAGUCGUUGAAUGAUGAAUAUAAAUUAAUAAAUAAAGAUUUUGAUAGCAGUAUGUUUUUCAACGUAAUGCAUUUGAACAUAAGAAGUUUGGUCAACAAAACCGAUGAAUUAGAAAGCUAUUUGUCAAACAGUCACAUCAAAUUCAAUGUAGUUGCGAUAACAGAAAGCUGGUUAAACGAACGUACUGAAAGUUUGGUUGGCAUGGAUGAAUAUAGAUAUGUAGGCAAAAAUCGUCAUGACAAACACGGUGGAGGGUUAUCGACCUCCAAUAUACGAAAUUAA